Messenger RNA from Leguminivora glycinivorella, 1343 nucleotides. RefSeq names its product probable 28S ribosomal protein S25, mitochondrial (gene mRpS25). The record is from RefSeq and is a predicted model, not a curated record. Gene Ontology annotation, molecular function: structural constituent of ribosome. The coding region runs from base 613 to 1116 and encodes 167 amino acids. Gene Ontology annotation, cellular component: mitochondrion. The transcript has a single exon. Lineage: Eukaryota; Metazoa; Arthropoda; Insecta; Lepidoptera; Tortricidae.
UAAACUCUAAAGAAUAUUCAGUUAAUGUGUUAAUAACAAUAAAUUUAAUAACCAAUUAUAAUAUGUAGUAUCUUAUUAUAAUAGGUUAUUAAAUUUGAUACUCGUAUCAAAUGUGUCUCGUCAGACACAAAGAUAUGAUAUUAAAAUAAAGUUCAAUUCAUAACUAGAGAGACUUUCUUUAUAAACGGAACUAAAACUGAAAAACAAAUCAAAAAAUAUGCAAUGAAAUAAUUAGAUAUUUUGUUCCCUACUUAACCUAGUUAGUUUAAUAAGUACUUAUUUUGUUACAAGUCAUGGAUUGCUUUUCAUUACAAAGAUAUUUUAUGAUAUGAUCCAUGAAGAUAAAACCACUUUUUAAAAUAUUUCGUAUUUUAUUUUGCAAAUGACUACCAUUUCGAUUUGUGACUCAACAAAUCGCGGCGAUAAGUCAAAUUGUGACAUGUGUACACCCCUUCAGGGUAAAAUUGAUCUUGCGAUAACGAAACGCAACUUGAACUGUUUGACAGUGACGUGACAUUGACAGUGAUAGUCACAAUCCCACAUUUUGAGGUUAGAUAAUCCAAAGAAAAAUACAAUAAUUUAGUCGUCAAAAGGUUAAAAUAUACUAACAAAAUGCCGUUCAUGAAAGGAAGAGCGCCGAUCCGUCGCACAUUAAACUACCUAAACGCCGGAAAGCUGGUAUUGAAAGACAAAAUCAAGAUAUUUUCCGUCGCAUACAACAUUGCGGGUCAGAACAACGCUGGGGCAAAGGAUUUUGUGUUCUGGUAUUUGCCUCAGAUCCAGUACAAAAAUCCGAACGUACAAGUCGCGACGUUGAAAAAUCUGACGCCGUCGCCUUUCAUCAAGUGUUAUUUUGAAGACGGCCGGCAAGUAUUGAUAGAUAUUGACAAUAAGAGUAAAGAAGAUGUUUUAGAGCACUUAUUGAAUACUGUAGGGAAGAGUAAGGAGGUGUUGGAAGCGGAGGCGGUGGCUGCGGAGAAGAAGGACAACCCGGCGAACUUCGGUGUGGGGUGUGAGCGAGCUUGCAUGUGUGAGAACUACGGACAAGUGCCCUGCUCCGGUGUUGUGACUUUGCCUAAGUUUAUGAGAGGGAAGUACAAGAAUCCGGCGAACUAGUGUAGUGUAAAGGUAUGCUGAUUAUGCUUUUUCAUGUUUUGAACACUUACAACAUCAUUGUACAUACAUUUCGUACAUUUGUCUUAAAAUAAAAUAAAGUAUGUACAACUGUGUAAAAUAUUAAAAUUUUUUGAUGCCGUCGCAUUUUAUGAAUAAGCGUUUUCAAUAAAGUAAUAUAAGUAGGUAGUUAUUAAAUAGAUAAUUUGUUAAUUUAGUAAAAAACUUAU